UAUCAACCCCACGUCGAUGAUAACGGUUGUUUUGAAAGCCGAUUGACUGAAGCAACGUCGUGGAGCACUUCAGCCGAAUAUUUACUCAAGAAGUGGUUCUGAAUUUCUCUUCGUUCACUUCUAAGUUUGUUAAGUUCCCAUACAUCUUAAUUAACAAUGCCGGCUUCACCAAGUUCUGCCUCAGUGGGUGCAGCAGGGAGGUCUCCGUUGAAAUCGGGUGCCGGACCCCGCACAGCUGGAGCUGCUGUCAGACAAAGGAAGUCUACCAUGACUACAACAGCUGCCAGGAGUAGAAAUACAGGAAACGGUGGCAUGUGGAGGUAUUACACUGACGAUUCUCCUGGUGUCAAAGUUGGUCCAGUUCCUGUCCUUGUUAUGUCUCUCCUCUUUAUAGCCUCAGUGUUCAUGCUCCACAUCUGGGGAAAAUACAACCGGUCUUGAAAAAUUUUCACUUCAACUCAAAGCAUUUUUGAUUCUGCUAUUCCUCACCUGCCUCAAAUCUAUUUCCCUCUCAUCGAAGUGACAAGUGGCAGGGAUCAUUUGUAUGUAUUUCAACAUUCUUUUUUAAGUUAUUUUUAAGGGAAUUAUUGUAAAUUAUGAUUAUGUCUAUGUAUGUUAUGUUAAUUUAAAGUAAAAUUUUUAUUAUCUUCCAA
Bemisia tabaci is the source of this 653-nucleotide messenger RNA. RefSeq names its product Sec61 translocon subunit beta (gene Sec61beta). Gene Ontology annotation, cellular component: Sec61 translocon complex. Gene Ontology annotation, biological process: intracellular protein transport. NCBI's taxonomy places the organism in Eukaryota, Metazoa, Arthropoda, Insecta, Hemiptera, Aleyrodidae. The record is from RefSeq and is a predicted model, not a curated record.